This is a messenger RNA of Aphis gossypii (cotton aphid), 2013 nucleotides long. RefSeq lists its product as uncharacterized. The coding region runs from base 84 to 1856 and encodes 590 amino acids. Gene Ontology annotation, molecular function: protein binding. The transcript has 5 exons. Gene Ontology annotation, cellular component: plasma membrane. Lineage: Eukaryota; Metazoa; Arthropoda; Insecta; Hemiptera; Aphididae. The record is from RefSeq and is a predicted model, not a curated record.
CGCAUCGAUUGCGUUACACGGCGCGCAUCACGCGUAUAUAUAACGCGCCGUCCGUAUAUUGGACAGGCGCACUUUGUCGUACAAUGUUUGUCGGGACGAACGCGAUGUCUGUACGCGGCGGCCGUUCCGUCGCAGCCGCGGUCUCGGCGAUGACGGCGAUCACGGCGGCGAUGGCGGUGAUGACGACGACGACGACCCCGAGCACCGGCGCGGUGACCCUGGACAGCGUGGCCGUCCGGCUGGGCCUGCCCGAGGGCCGGGGCCUGUCGGGCGUUUGCCUGUUCAGAAGCGGGCCGGACAAGCGGCGGCGCGUCAUGUUCAAAUCGGUGGCGUCGGCGCGCAAGAAAUACGGCGGCGGCGGCGGCGACUACAUGGUGGCCGGCGACCUGGCCGCGGACCGGGUGUACGAGGGCACGUUCUCGCGGCUCGUCGACGGCGACCAGGUGGCGCGGUUCGGGUGCGACGGCGGCCGUCGGUUCGAGGUGGCCACGCCGUUCGUGGUCCCGGAAUCCGAUCUGGACACCAUUCUGGCGGUCAAGGAGUCGAUGGAACGGCGGUUCGGCGCGCAGCCGUCCCGCCGCGACCCGCAGCGGUCGGUCACCGCGGAACACGUGUCGGUGACGCUGCGCGGUCUGCGGCCGUCGUUCGCGGAAACCGGGAUGGACGCGGCGGCCGCCGCCAUCACCGUGGACGUGUUUCAGCUGUACAAGAAACCGCCGCCGCCGCCCGCCGCCGCGAGCGACCCUUGGGACGCGGCCGCGAAGCAAGUGGGCGCCGUCCGGUACUCGGCUUACCCGUACGCCAGGUACGCGCUCCGGUACCCGGUCAGCGAUCUCGUGCUGGCCGACCUGCCACCCGACCAGAUGAUGGCCGUCAAGAUCCGUCGCUCGGCUCCCGUCGUUCCCGCGCAGCCACAAAAGUCCGACGUGCACGCCAACCGAACCGAAAACGCUAUUUUCAUAUACACCGGUGGCCUCUAUCCCCGCGGCACUGCCAACCUGACGGACAUGUUGGACGAACGCAGCGCCGGCAGAGGUGGGACGUACGCCGACGAGGCCGACGUGGACGUUGCGGCCACCUCGUACCAAAUCGACGCCAAGCGAGCUCACAGCGAUUCGUACGAUAUACUCAAAAACACCGUGAAAUGUUACACAGAUGGUAUGGUUUACAACGGAUAUCCAUGUCGAAAUUCUGAUGUGUGUAUACCUCUGGGUUGGUUAUGCGAUAGCCAAAAAGACUGUCUCGAAGGCGAUGAUGAAUACAACUGUUACAAUACGGUAGAUACGAAUGGCGGAGACAAUACCAAUGGCGUGUACAACAAUAAUGACAAUUGGUAUUAUACCCGUGGUACUUGCAAGAAAUAUGAGUUUCGAUGUCGGUCACGAAGAAUGUCUGUCUGUUUACCUAAUUCUUGGCUAUGUGACGGACGAUUAGAUUGUGAUGACGGAUGGGAUGAAAAUGAAUUUAAUUGUGGCCGAACAUACAGUGGACUGAGACCAGGAAUUGGUGACUUCAACGCUCGAGAAGACCAAACGUGUUUAACCAAAAAUAAUUUUAAAUGUUGGCAAGGAACAGGAUGCAUAGGUCUCCGUGCAGUCUGCGAUGGAAUUAAAGACUGUGCAGAUGGAUCUGACGAACGUGUGUGCGACAACUGGAGUUCACACUGUGAUAGAUUUACAGAAUUUAGAUGCUUGAAUAACUUUAAUACAUAUAAUGCACGUAGUUGCAUACCACGUCAAUGGGUGUGUGAUCUACAAGACGAUUGUCCACACGGGGAAGAUGAAACAGUCACCAGCUGCUUAGGAAUGGAUCACCCAACAUUUAACGGUUUGGAAACUGAUAUUGAUGAUUUUUAAACAAAACCAAUUUCAAUAAGAUUCAAUUUAAUAUACUUAACUUAUAAAAACUGUUUUUAUAUACCGUGUUAAAUUUAAAGUUAACAUUGUUAUCAUCUAGUAUGCAUUUUAUAGAAAAUUAGUGACAAUUAUAUAUUUAUAUAAAUGUGUAUCUUUA